Molecule: messenger RNA, 4848 nt
Organism: Macroventuria anomochaeta
Lineage: Eukaryota; Fungi; Ascomycota; Dothideomycetes; Pleosporales; Didymellaceae
Exons: 4
Coding region: 1-4848 (1615 amino acids)
Biological process (GO): regulation of GTPase activity; regulation of actin cytoskeleton organization
Cellular component (GO): cytoplasm
Molecular function (GO): GTPase activator activity; actin filament binding; calmodulin binding
Source: RefSeq, a predicted model, not a curated record
AUGCGCAAGGCACUGCGUCCACUAUCGCAGGCCCCCCAGAGCUCGCCUCCACCUUCCCCCGAAAAGCGCGCGUCGACCUCGUCAGGCAGUCCCACACGAUCGCUCUCGCACAGCCGGUCACAAAGCGUCGAGAACAUCCGGUAUCAGCCCUUCGAUGGGCCAAGCUCGCCUACCUCACCGCCCUCGAAGCCGCGGCCGCUGUCCAUCGCCGUCUCUCGCGCAGACUCGAUACGCGCACCCGCCCGCGACCAUUCGUCUCGGCCUCUUUCUACACACCUCGAGAAGCCUGUCUUGCAGAGUCUGCAGAAAUCAGCGACAGGCCAUCUGCGCACUCUCUCCAAGUUCGCAGACUCAGGCAGCGAAAGCGACUUCAGCAUCAAGUCACCCGAGCAAGAAGUGGUUGGACUGCAUGGGAGACGGCGGUUGCAGCGGACUGACCAGCAACGGGAGAAGAAGACACAGUCCUCCUGGGCUCGAAGCAACUGGAUGGAUCAGCAACGCCAGUUCUUGCAGGCAUACGAGUACCUUUGUCAUAUUGGAGAAGCCAAGGAGUGGAUGGAGGACAUCAUCGACUCGGAGCUGCCGCCUGCUGUUGAGUUGGAAGAGGCGCUGCGGAACGGCGUGACGUUGGCAGAGAUCGUACAAUCGAUCAAAGGUCAGCCAUUGCGGAUAUUCCGCGAUCCGAAGUUGCAGUAUCGGCAUUCUAACAACUAUGCCCAUUUCUUCAACUUCCUGGCCGAGGUCGAGUUGCCGGACCUGUUCCAGUUCGAACUCAUCGAUCUCUACGAAAAGAAGAAUGUCCCCAAGGUCAUCUACUGUAUCCAUGCUCUGUCGUGGUUGCUGUUCCGAAAGGGCAUCGUCGACUUCCGCAUCGGCAACUUGGUCGGCAAGCUGCAAUUCGAGGAUCAUGAACUGGAGGCUACACAGAAGGGGCUGGACAAGUCGGGUGUCAGCAUGCCCAACUUCUCUGGCAUGUCGGCGAACUUCAACGUCGAGCCAGAGCCUGAGCCGGAGCCUGUGGAGUCAGAAGAGGAUCGCAUCGACCGCGAGCUGGGCGAGAGCGAACCGAUGAUCUUGGACUUGCAGGCACAGAUGAGAGGAGCGUUGGUGCGUAUGCGCCUGGGCGACAUGAUGCAAGAGCUCUGGGACCACGAGCAUCUCAUCGCAGACUUGCAAUCCCGCAUUCGUGGAGAUUGGGCAAGGCAGAUCGCAUACUACCGUCUGGACAUGCGACGCUUUGCAAUCAACCUCCAGAGCGCUGCCAGAGGUUACCUUGUCCGAUCCAGGAAACGGGGCGAGGAGGACUUCUGGCGAGACAACACAGCGCAGGUGCUCAAGGUACAGAACCUGUUCCGCGGACGCAAAGCCAGAGCACAGGUCCAGUACACCAAGUCGAAAGUACAGCAACACGAGCACGGGAUACGACAAUUCCAAGCAGCCAUCCGAGGAGCACUGGAACGACUCCGUGUAGGCGACCGAUACGCAGAGACACGGGACACCGAGCCGGCAACUGUCCACAUCCAAGCUAUGAUUCGUGGCGCCCUUCUUCGCCAUCAGGUCGAUCGCGAAUGGGCUGAGCUGCAAGCCCACGAGGCGCACAUCGCAGACUUUCAGGCCGUCUCUCGAGCGGCACUUCUACGACAGGAACUACGAGCCGACCAGGAAAACCUUCGCCAACACGAGGAAAUGGUUACUCUCUUGCAGGCGGCUGCCCGAGGUAUUCUCGCUAGGAAGCAGAAUGCCGAUAUGCAAGACCAACUGGUAAGCACGUCAGUCGAUUGGUCCGCUGUUCAGUCCAAGAUUCGCGGCAAUGUCGCGAGAAUCGCUUUCGGACAAUUGAUGAGUGCAUUUGCGCUCCACGCCGAAGAGCCGCAGAUCACCGAUCUACAAGCGAUCGCAAGAGGUGGCCGUAUACGAUCAGAAACUGCAAACACGCUUGCGCAGUUGCGCGAGCAAGAAACUACUGUACUUUCCUUGCAGGCUUACAUUCGUGGUUUCCUUUCACGGCAAAGGCACUUCUCUGACCUCAAGGCUCUGCAGGCACAGACACCAGCAUUCGUCGACCUUCAAUCGGCAAGUCGAGGAUUCGUGCAGAGGCAGCGAACCUAUGAUAUACUCUGCCAGCUCAACGCUCAAGAGCCAGAGAUCACUCAGCUUCAAGGAGACGCACGCGGCAUGUUGCUUCGCCUGGAGAUCGGCAUGCAGCUUGGCCAACUCGAGGAGCACGAAGAGGCUGUCGUCGAACUUCAGGCGCUGGCACGUGCUAUGGUUGUCCGCCAGAAGCAUGCGGAGAAGCAACAGUUCUACAGAGAGAAUAUGGAGAAGGUCAUCAAGAUUCAGAGUUUCGUUCGUGGUCGACAACAGGGCGAGGCAUACAAGAGCUUGACAAGCGGGAAGAACCCACCGGUGUCAACCGUGAAAAACUUUGUCCACUUGCUCAAUGACAGCGACAUCGACUUUGAUGAAGAGAUUGAGUUUGAGCGCCUGCGAAAGACCGUGGUUCAGCACGUACGACAAAACGAACUUGCUGAGCAAUACGUCGAUCAGUUGGACAUCAAGAUCGCGUUGCUAGUCAAGAACAAGAUCACAUUGGACGAGGUCGUCAAGCACCAGAAGCACUUCGGAGGUCACGUCGGCACACUUCUUAGCAGCAAGGACAUAUCUUCCAAGGAUCCGUUCGAUCUGAAGGCGCUCAACAAGACUUCGCGCAGAAAGCUCGAGCAGUACCAAGAGUUGUUCUUUACUCUUCAGACACAGCCUCAAUACCUGGCACGUUUGUUCAGGCGCGUACGCGAACAGCGCCUUGAGGAAAAGGACACUAAACGCAUUGAGCAGUUGACCAUGAGCCUGUUCGGUCUGGCCCAGAAGCGGAGAGAAGAGUAUUGGCUACUGAAGCUUAUGGCAAGAUCUCUAAAGGAGGAAAUCGACGGUUGCGCAACACUACAGGAAUUCACGCGUGGAAACUUCUUCUGGACAAAGCUGUUCGGCAGCUUUGUUCGUUCGCCCCGAGACCGCAAGUUCUUGAAGGAGCUUCUGGGCACUGUCAUCCGUGAGAACAUCAUUGACAACGAGGAGCUGGAUCUCGAGAGCGACCCUAUGCAGAUCUACAAGUCUGCAAUCAACAACGAGGAGCUCCGCACCGGUCAACAGAGUCGACGUGACCCGAACGUAACACGAGACAUGGCGCUCAAGGAUCAAGAGACACGAGCUACGUUCAUUCACAACCUCCAGGACCUUAGAGACGUUGCAGACCAAUACUUCUCAAUGCUUGAGGAAGUACUUCACCGGAUGCCGUAUGGUGUCCGCUAUCUUACCCAACAGAUGUUCGAGGAGCUGCACCAGAAGUUCCCGUACGAACCGCAAGAGCAGCUUCUUCAGGUUGCAGGCCAUUGGGUAUGGCGAUCCUACAUUCAACCUGCCCUCGCUCAGCCUCAGCACUGGGGUGUGGUCGACCGCGGUCUGUCUAACGUCAUGGGCCGCAACCUCAAUGCUGUUGGCAAGGUGCUUGGGCAAAUAGCGGCAGGAAAGCUGUUUGGCGGUGAAGACCUCUACUUGCAACCACUCAACAGCUAUAUUACCGAAGCUAUCGACCGUCUGCAGGAUAUCUGGUCGAACCUCAUCAACGUACGCGAUGCCGAGACAUACUUCGAGAUCGAUGAGUUCAACGAUCUCUUUGCUCGCACCAAGCCAACGCUAUACAUCAAGCUUGCAGACGUCUUCGCCAUUCACAACCUUGUUAUCGAUGACCUCCCAACCCUCUGUCCUUCCCAAGACGAUCCCCUCCGCGAGGUUGUCCGUGAACUGGGAAGCGCAAAAAACAAUGAGAACGAGCUGUUGCACGUUAGCUCGACCGAAAUCACCCUGACACUGAAUCCCAAGUUCCACGAACAAGAAGAUCCCGAUGCGCACCUCAAGUCACUGUUUAUGGAGACGAAGCGCUACGCACUGUACAUCAUCCGCGUCCAGACCGGUGCCAACCUCACAGAGAUUCUGUGCAAACCCGUCACGCCACAAGACGAAGACCGAUGGGACGCACUCGUUCGUGAAGAACUCGCUGCGCAGAGGAAGGACCGCAACCGCAAGCACAGCGCCGUUCGAUCGUCAGCCGCCUCCACGUACACCACUGACAUGGGAUCUAACUCUGUCUUGGAACUCGACUACCCCACACUGAAGCAAUACUGCCUGGAGAACAUGGUCCAACUCCAACGCGCUGGCCGCAUCUCCCCCCACAACAACUACCAGGACCUGCUCAACGCCAUCGCCGUGGACAUCCGCACCAAGCACCGACGCCGCAUGGAGCGCGCACGCGAGAUGGAGGGUGUACGCACUACGCUUGCAGCACUAGACGAGAAGGCGCACUUCCUCGAGCAACAGCUCAAGAGCUACAACGACUACAUCGAGCAAGCGAUGGUGACCCUGCAAUCCAAGAAGGGCAAGAAGAAAUUCCUCCUCCCCUUCACCCGCCAAUACAACCACAUGCGCGAACUCAAAUCCACAGGCCGCGCCUACCGCUUCGGCUCCUUUAAAUACUCCGCGCGCAACCUCGCGCAAAAGGGCAUCCUGGUGUCCUGGAACGGGUACCCGGAAUCUGCAUGGGAUCGUCUCGAGGUUACCUUCAGCUCGAACCAGACGGGCAUCUUCGAGAUCCAGGGGAGCCAGGGCAGCAUGAUGAUUCCGGGUGCGUUUGCAGAGGUCCCGCUUGACGGGCUGCUGCAGGCGCAGUUUGAUAACCAUCAGUUUAUGAAUUUGUUCGGCGAGGGCAAGGAUGGGAGUGGGCAGGGGGCCGUCAGGGUUAAUGUUAAUUUGUUUUUGCAUUUGAUUUUCAAGAAGUUCUACCGCGAUGAGUAG